AUGGGCAAGGGAGGUAUGGCUAUUCCGGAGGGCCAGAAUUUAGCCCAAGAGAAGAGUCCCUGUGCCGCUGUGCCCCUGUGCCGCUGUGCCGCUGUGCCCCUGUGCCGCUGUGCCCCUGUGCCCCUGUGCCCCUGUGCCCCUGUGCCCCUGUGCCGCCGUGCCCCUGUGCCGCUGUGCCGCCGUGCCGCUGUGCCCCUGUGCCGCUGUGCCCCUGUGCCGCUGUGCCCCUGUGCCCCUGUGCCGCUGUGCCGCUGUGCCCCUGUGCCCCUGUGCCGCUGUGCCGCUGUGCCCCUGUGCCCCUGUGCCCCUGUGCCCCUGUGCCCCUGUGCCCCUGUGCCCCUGUGCCCCUGUGCUGCUGUGUAG
Messenger RNA from Onychomys torridus (southern grasshopper mouse), 363 nucleotides. RefSeq names its product sperm mitochondrial-associated cysteine-rich protein-like. The record is from RefSeq and is a predicted model, not a curated record. The transcript has 2 exons. Bases 1 to 363 code for a protein of 120 amino acids. NCBI's taxonomy places the organism in Eukaryota, Metazoa, Chordata, Mammalia, Rodentia, Cricetidae.